Rubroshorea leprosula is the source of this 1030-nucleotide messenger RNA. The record is from the annotation of a GenBank genome assembly. Lineage: Eukaryota; Viridiplantae; Streptophyta; Magnoliopsida; Malvales; Dipterocarpaceae.
AUAAACCCUAGGCACAUACAUACCCAUUUCAAUACAUUGUUUCGAUGUAGUUAAGCUUGUUUUCAGUUUCAUUAAUUCCACCAAUCCUAGUUAAGUCCAUCAUGCCUCUGUCAACCCUUGUCGCCAGAAAACUACUGAAACAAACUGAUUGCCGCAAAAGGUUUGCCAUCCCAACGAAGAAGUUACCCUUGCUCCCACCAUUCAAUACUCAUUUCGUGUCUGUAGACUUUUGGCAUGGCUCAAAACGUUGGCCUAUGGUCAUAUCCAUUCGCAGAAACGGCUACAAAAAACCUGUAAUCUCUAAGUGUUGGAUACCCUUUGUCCACGAAAAUCAGUUGGAGGUUGGUGAUGUAGUCACAAUCUUCAGGGACGAAGAUGAAGCCGGAGUCUGGUAUCGGAUUGAGAUCGAGAGAGGGAGCAACCCACCCAGGCCAACUCCAAUCGCUGCGCCAACCGCUCACAACAGUAAUUUCAAUGUGGAGGUCGCUGCAAACAUCCCAGCCAUCAAACAAAGGACGCAACUGGCCCUUGGAAAUGUUCUGCCAAUUGCUCGGAAGGCGGAAGAGCUCAGUUUGAAGCCAGAUGACAAGAAUUUGGGGUUGACACUGCACAAGGGACUGCAAGCGCCCAUAUUUCCUUUUCCAGAAGAAGUGGAACUCAAGAGCACUGGUGGCGUGCAGCAGCAAAUUGCCUUUGAAACCCACCAUGAUUAUCCUAAAACAGCCAAUUUGAACCCAAUUCUUAAUCAAACCAGUGCAGAAGAAUUUCGUCUGAACUUAGAACUGACUCUCGCACCACCUGUGGUGGCCUGUGAAGGAAAUCGGGCGCCUACAAUGGUUUUGUUUGCAACUGAGGCAAAAGACUGCAAUCCAGGGAUUGUUUUGAAUUUAGAUUUUACUCUCGGACCACCCAAAGUAAAUUAGGUGCCUUUAUAGCUAGAUUUUUAAUAAUCCCCCUUUCUUUUCCUUUAAAAGCAAUGUGGUGCUGAAGUUAGUUUAUGUCUACUUUUUAAUAAUCCCCCUUUCUUUUC